AGCUUCUUAAGGAAGGGUUUCAGAGGAGUCAGACCAGUGCUGGAGUGCAAGAGGUUACAAUGGCAAGUGAAAUCAUCAUGAAGGCCCCCAUCUGUUUAGUGGAGAAUUUGAACCAGCAGCUUAAAGUAAAUCCAAAGGCACUGGAUAUUCUUAACAAGAUAUCUCAACCUGUGAUGGUAGUGGGCAUUGUAGGGUUAUAUCACACAGGAAAAUCCUACCUAAUGAACCGCUUGGCAGGACAGAACAAUGGCUUCCCUCUGGGCUCCACAGUAAGAUCUGAAACCAAGGGCAUCUGGAUGUGGUGUGUGCCCCACCCCUUGAAGCCAAAUCAUACAGUGGUCCUUCUGGACACUGAAGGCCUGGGUGACGUGGAGAAGGGAGACCCUAAGAAUGACUUGUGGAUCUUUGCCCUGGCUGUGCUCCUGAGCAGCACCUUGGUCUACAACAGCCUGGGCACCAUCAACCACCAGGCCCUGGAGCAGUUGCACUUUGUUACUGAACUCACAGAGUUCAUCAGGACAAGAUCUUCCCCCAUAUCUGAUGAAGUAGAAGACUCCGCAGAGUUUGUGAGUUUUUUUCCAGAUUUUGUUUGGGCUGUACGAGAUUUUAUCCUGGAGCUGAACUUGGAUGGACGCCCCAUCACAGAAGAUGAGUACCUCGAGAAUGCCUUGAAGUCAACUCCAGAUGAGAACCCCGGAAUGCAAAAAUCGAACAAGUGCAGGACGUGUAUCAGACAUUUAUUUCCAAGACGGAAGUGUUUUGUCUUUAGCUGGCCCAUAAGUAACAAAAAGCUGUUAGCUCAUUUGGAUAAAGUGUCAGAAGACCAAUUGGAACCAGAUUUCAAGAAUCAGACAGAGAAAUUCUGCUCCCAUAUCUUCACAAAUGGGGAGACCAAGACCCUGAGACAGGGGAUCAUUGUCACUGGAAAUCGCCUGGGAAGUCUAGUAGAGAUGUAUGUGGAUGCCAUCAACAGUGGAGCAGUUCCUUGCUUGGAGGACGCAGUGACAACUCUGGCUGAACGUGAGAACACCAAAGCCGUGCAGAAGGCAGCUGACCACUACACUGCACAGAUGGCCCAGCGUGUUAUGUUCCCCACAGACACACUCCAGGAGCUGCUGGAUGUGCAUACAGUCUGUGUGAAAGAAGCCAUUGAAAUCUUCAUGGAACAUUCCUUUAAGGAUGACAGUCUUGAAUUCCAGAAUAAACUUAAGGUAACCAUAGAGGAGAAGAAAGGAGAUUUCUUGCUGCAGAAUGAAGAGGCUUCUUUCAAAUAUUGCCAAGCUGAGCUUAGGCGGCUUUCAGAGCACCUGAUGGAAAGUGUUUCAGGAGGAACGUUCUUUGUUCCCGGAGGCCACAGUCUGUACUUACAAGCAAGGAAAAAGGUUGAACAGGAAUAUGAGCUGGUGCCCAGGAAAGGAGUGAAGGGAAAUGAGGUUCUCCAGGGCUUCCUACAGUCACAGACAGCAACAGAGAAAUCCAUCUUGCUAGCAGGCAAAGCACUCACUGAUGCGCAGAAGGCCUUAGCAGCCGAGGAGGCCAAGAGGGAAGCAGCUGAGAAGGAACUGGAACUGCUAAGACAGAAGGAGAAGGAGCAACAGCAAAAGAUGGAGGCUCAAGAGAAAAUUUUCCUUGAACAAACUGCUCAGCUACAAGAGAAUAUAAAGGAAAUAGAGGCUCAGCGAAGAGAACAGGUAAAGAUGCUGGAGCAUAAGCUGAAGGUUCAAGAAGAAAUGCGUAAAGAAGGAAAUGAAGAACACGUUAAUAAGCUAGAAAAAGAAAUUGAUGGGUUAAAAAAGAAGAUUCUAGAAAGGGAUAAGGAGAUUGAAAAACUCAUAGGGAUGUUAGUGACGGGUGCUUUGGCAGUGUUUGGUGUUGCGGUUUCGCGGAAUCCAGCUGCUUUGAAAGUGAUAACUGACAUUGCAAAAGGACUUAUGCGCUAA
This is a messenger RNA of Ochotona princeps (American pika), 1940 nucleotides long. Its product is annotated as guanylate-binding protein 7. Gene Ontology annotation, molecular function: GTP binding; GTPase activity. NCBI's taxonomy places the organism in Eukaryota, Metazoa, Chordata, Mammalia, Lagomorpha, Ochotonidae. The coding region runs from base 60 to 1940 and encodes 626 amino acids. The transcript is spliced from 11 exons. The record is from RefSeq and is a predicted model, not a curated record. Gene Ontology annotation, biological process: defense response to Gram-positive bacterium; defense response to protozoan.